This is a messenger RNA of Rhododendron vialii, 2394 nucleotides long. RefSeq lists its product as uncharacterized. The record is from RefSeq and is a predicted model, not a curated record. The coding region runs from base 311 to 2215 and encodes 634 amino acids. Gene Ontology annotation, molecular function: protein binding. The transcript has 6 exons. NCBI's taxonomy places the organism in Eukaryota, Viridiplantae, Streptophyta, Magnoliopsida, Ericales, Ericaceae.
GGAUCCAAAUCCUCAAUAUGCAGAAAAAUUUAUUUUACUCGAUACGUUAUUUUGCUACUAGUAUUUCUUUUCACUUUCUUCUCAAACUAAAAAAGGGAAAAGGAAUUUUUAAUAUUUCGUUAUUUUCUUUCUUUUCUCCAACAUCCAAAGGGUUUGUUUGGAACCUAUGAAAAAAAAGAGAAAAUAAUUUUUCCGUGACUCCCAAAUUAAUAGACGUGAUAAUUGAAAGGUUUUUUUAUUUUUUUUGGAAGAGGUAAAAUACAAGGCAAUUAACCGACUAUUGAAGAAAUACUGAUCGUAGUGCUUGCUCAUGGCGUCUUCAUCCAAUCAGCCGGGCGAGAAUAUGGCCAUCAGCACUUCAAAACCAGAGAAUGAUGAAUUCUGGAGAUACAUACCACUCUAUCAAGCUGCACUUCGAGCAGAUUGGGCGCUCGCCAAAAGAUUCUCCGAGGAACAUGAAGGCGCUCUUGCACGGAUUAUCAAAACCUUUGAAGAAACAGCACUUCAAAUAGCAGUUGGGGCGGGCAGAUCAACCAGGGCAAUCAAUUUCAUAAGGAACUUGGUGGAUAAGAUGCCACCAGAGGCGCUAGAAAUCGUUAACGCAUACAAGCGCAGUGCCCUUUUCAAUGCUGCGUGGAUGGGAAACACCGAAGCCGUAAAAAUCAUCUGGCAGAAACGACCGUCGUUGGUGUUUGACAGGGAUAAAUAUGGUUAUUCUCCGCUUGACAUUGCUGCUGUAAAUGCUAAGAAGGACACCCUUUUAUAUUUGUUGGACGUCACUAAGGAUGAUCCUUUUUCCAAGCUCUUCCCCGAUGAGGAUUCUGCUGCGCAUUUGCUCAUUUCCGUAAUAACAUCCGGAUAUUAUGAGAUAGCUUUGUAUUUAGUUGAAAAAUAUCCGAAAUUAGCCGUCUCAAGACGAAAAAAUGGUGAUUGUGGAUUGCAAGCAUUAGCAAGAAAGUGUUCUGCAUUCAAGAGUGGCAGCCGCCAUCAAUGGUGGCAACGCGUGAUCUAUAAUCAUGUUCCUGUGAAGUUGAACGAUUUCGCUGUAAGCCAUAGCAGAGGAGAUGAUAUUGAGAACGCAGUUGACGACCCUCAAGUUGCGGGACAGAAAUACAAAUGGGCUGCUAGACUUUUGGUGCAAUACUGCUGCAUUUCCGCCGUGCCUUGUAUUAAAAACAUCCAAGAGCAAAAGGAGAUGCAUCAUCAAGCUCUUAAAUUGCUCAAAUGUUUGUGUGAGCGAGUUAGAUCUCUAAAUGACUCAAACGCUUAUGACUCACACAUAAAUGAAGCAAUUUAUAAUGCAACAAAGCUAGGGAUUCACGAGGUUAUAGAAGGAAUUGUGGAAUCAUUUCCUAUUUUUGCUAUGGUUAAGCAAAAGGAUGGAUGGAACUUAUUUCAAAUGGCAGUUAUAGAGCGUCAUGCGAAUGUUUUCAACUUGAUAUAUCAGAUGGAAGAUUUUCGAGCCGUUAUAGUGUAUUGGAAAGAUGAUUCUGGAAACAACCUCCUGCACUUGGCCGGAAGACAAGCACCUUCAAACAAACUCAACCUGGUUUCUGGUGCAGCUCUGCAAAUGCAACGUGAAUUACAGUGGUUUCAGGAAGUAAAGAAGUUGGCGAAUCCCCAUGAUACAGAGUGUCGAAAUAAUAAUGAUCAAACUCCUGCAAUGCUAUUUUUUCAAGAACAUGAAAAAUUAGUAGCUGAAGGAGAAACAUGGAUGAAAGACACGGCAAACUCAUGCACGAUUCCGUCAGCACUGAUUGUCACUAUGGUAUUUGCGGCUGCAAUCACCGUUCCAGGCGGGAUCAAUGUUAUAGACGGCCUACCUUUUUUCUCUAAAGAAGCGGCAUUUAAGAUCUUUGUUAUUUCCGAUACAAUCUCGCUAUUCGCAUCAAUCACUUCUCUUAUGGUAUUCUUGUCCAUCCUCACUUCACGCUAUGCCGAGGGUGAUUUUCUCUUUGUUCUUCCCAAUAGGCUGAUUAUUGGUUUGGCUACCCUUUUCCUCUCCAUUACAGCAAUGGUGAUAGCCUUCAGUUGUGCACUCUAUCUUCUGGUUGGGAACAGUGAUAAGGCGUGGAUGCUUUAUCCAGUGGCUGCAUUAGCAUUUAUACCAAUCUUUUCUUUCACCUCCCUACAGUUCCCCCUCCUUCGAGAUCUCAUGGUGUCAACAUAUGGCCCUAGAAUUUUCGGCAAACAAAGUGAUCAUCCGUUUUAUUGAGAAGAUGAGAUAGAUAUAAACAAGCAUGGGCGGCAUCAAAAUAUGUCUACCAAUUCUGUUUGCAUUGACUGAAAGGGAAGUUAGGGUCUGUAUCAGUUCUUGGAAGCAUGUGAAAAACAAUGUGGGUAACUAUAGGCUAAUUGCAAAUGAUUGGCCUAAAUAAAUCUUUCUUAAAAGAC